Messenger RNA from Haliotis rubra (blacklip abalone), 1817 nucleotides. RefSeq names its product lysosomal protective protein-like. The record is from RefSeq and is a predicted model, not a curated record. Bases 151 to 1578 code for a protein of 475 amino acids. The transcript is spliced from 14 exons. Gene Ontology annotation, biological process: proteolysis. Lineage: Eukaryota; Metazoa; Mollusca; Gastropoda; Lepetellida; Haliotidae. Gene Ontology annotation, molecular function: serine-type carboxypeptidase activity.
GAAGACGCGGAGACAGAGACCUGGAGAUAGAGACCUGGAGAUAGUCCUGUGAUAGUCAUGUGAUGUAUGUAAGAUGUAUCACUUGACCUGAGGGACGCAGCAGACACUUACAGGUAUACCCGUCAACAAUCAGUCGAGCGUCCGGACAUCAUGACCUCCUGGCUAUUGGUCCUCGCUGUCCUCGCCCUGGGUGCACGCGCAGCUGUACCAGAGGACGAGAUCACAGAGUUGCCCGGAUUGAGUCGACUCCCCAGCUGGAAGCAGUACUCUGGCUUUCUGAAGGCCUCGGGAACCAGGAAGCUGCACUACUGGUUUGUUGAGUCUCAGAGUUCCACACCGAAGACGGACCCUGUUGUUCUGUGGCUGAAUGGAGGACCCGGAUGUAGCUCCCUACUGGGACUCCUCACAGAGAAUGGGCCGUUCAGGAUAGCCUCAGACGGGGUGACGGUGCAGUACAACCCUCAUAGCUGGAGUAAGGUGAGUAACAUGUUGUUUCUCGAGGCCCCUGCAGGUGUUGGGUUCUCCUACAGUGACGACAGAAACUACACCACGAAUGACGAUGAGGUAGCCCAAAACAACUUCCUAGCGUUAAAGGAUUUCUUCAUGAAGUACCCCGAAUACAAGACCAACGAUUUCUACAUCACCGGGGAGAGCUACGGAGGCAUCUACGUACCGACACUCAGCGCACUCGUCGUCGACGACCGCGACAUCAACUUUAAGGGGUUUGCAGUUGGCAAUGGCGUCACUGACGGCAGCAUGCUUGACAACUCUAUCAUCUACUUCGCCUACUACCAUGGCAUCACCGGUGAUAUCACGUGGAACAACCUGAUGACCUACUGCUGUCAGGGCCAGGAAGGUCGGUGCGACUUCAACGCCAAAAGCUCCAAUGACACCAACUGCAAGAAAGCGCUGUUCGAGUCGUACGAAGCACUGUACAGCAGCGGUCUGAACGUCUACAACCUGUACGGAGAGUGCGUGAACACGGCGACAGGACUGACAUACGACGCCAGCACAGAUACCUACAUCUCCUCCAACUUCGGCUGGUUCCUGCCAAACUCACCCCGAGUCCAAGAAGAAAUCAGAGUUAUCAAGACUCUCCCAGCUGAGAAGCUCCGGGUAACACCGCCCUGUCUCAAUGAAACAAACAUCCUUGUAUACCUGAAUCAGCCGGAGGUGCGCCGAGCUCUCCAUAUACCAGACUCUGUCCAACGUUGGGAUUCCUGCAGUGGACCAGUGUCACAGGGAUACGUCAGCACCUACAAUACGAUGAAGGAGAAGUACCUCAAGGUCCUUGACGCAAAGAAACGGGUGUUGGUGUACAACGGCGAUGUGGACAUGGCUUGUAACUUCCUGGGAGACGAAUGGUUUGUCGACUCCCUGAAACAGAAGAGCGUCCUGGCCCGCAAGCCUUGGUACUACACUGCCGCCGACAAGACGAAACAAGUCGGGGGAUUCGCCAGAGGGUUCGAGAAUCUCGUGUACGUCACAGUCAGGGGUUCCGGCCAUAUGGUUCCGUCAGAUAAACCUGAGCCAGCGCUUGUAAUGUUCACCAACUUCAUUAAAAACACUCCUUUCUAGAAGAAUAAACAUUCGGAAUUUAUCAAUUGUACAUUGACUUAAUACUCACAGAUCAAUAAUUCUUUGUAUGCGUUCUUCAGUGUCUUAGCGAGAUAUGAUUCAUAUGCAGUGACACAGAGGAAACGUAUUGCACACCGCUUCAGUAUUUAAAUAGCAAUUUGUAGAUUUUAAAGCUAAGUAUUGUAGUUUGUUCACAUUUUCAAGUUAAGAUUGCUGUGUAAAUAAACUAUUGCUUUACA